Thamnophis sirtalis is the source of this 925-nucleotide messenger RNA. NCBI's taxonomy places the organism in Eukaryota, Metazoa, Chordata, Lepidosauria, Squamata, Natricidae. The record is from RefSeq and is a predicted model, not a curated record.
GCGUAGGAUGAAGAAGGAGCUCUCCUGCUUGCAGAUCUACUGGAGCCUCCACCAGGGCUUGGCUGGGGGAGAAGAAUUUUACGAAGUUUCGCCUUACGAGCCCAUCCGCUCUCCUCUCUCGGAUGCCUCUAGACUUGCUUCCAUUGUCUCAGCAGGGACAGACUCCGCGGCCACCUCCAGGAGCAACCCCUGCCUGGAUGCGGCCAAAGCCUGCAACCUGAACAACAACUGCAGGAAGCUGCGCUCGGCCUACAUCUCCACCUGCAACAAAGAGGUGUCGGCCACUGAGCUCUGCAGCCGGCGGAAGUGCCGCAAAGCCCUGCGCCAUUUCUUUGACCGGGUGCCCAGCACAUACAGCUACCGGCUGCUCUUCUGCCCCUGCAAGAACCAGGCCUGUGCGGAGCGCCGCCGGCAAACCAUCGUCCCCGACUGCUCCUACCAGGAGAGAGAGAAGCCCAAUUGCCUGGCUCUACGGAGCCAGUGCCUAGCGGACACGUUCUGUCGGUCAAGACUGGCAGAUUUCCACACCAAUUGCCAAGCCUUCCUCGCCAGCUGCUCCAGGGACAGCUACCGGGCGUGCCUGGACUCCUACACUGGCCUGAUAGGUUUGGACUUGACCCCCAACUACGUGGAUGAAAGCUUUAGCAACCCAGUGCUCUCCUUGUGGUGCUCCUGCCAAGGGAGUGGCAACAUGGAGGAGGAAUGUGAGAAAUUCCUGAAGGACUUCACUGAAAACGCUUGUCUCCGAAAUGCAAUCCAGGCCUUUGGCAAUGGCACUGACCUGACCUCCUCCUCCAAGGCCCUUCCGCAGCCGCUCCUCACCAUGCCUCCCUCCGUAGGAAGGACUUCGUCUUUGCCAUACAGUGUCAAUGACAGCAGCCCUGUUGAUAACACAAGCGUGAGCAUCACCUGCAUCUCCACCGAG